Messenger RNA from Pimephales promelas (fathead minnow), 3581 nucleotides. The record is from RefSeq and is a predicted model, not a curated record. NCBI's taxonomy places the organism in Eukaryota, Metazoa, Chordata, Actinopteri, Cypriniformes, Leuciscidae.
UUCAGAAAUCAAAUCAAACACUCAUAACACAGACACAACCGUGGAUAGCCACAAUCGGCCUUAUUAAACUCAACUUUUACUCAACUUCUCAACAAAAUGAAGAUCGUGUUUUCUAUCUGUGUAUUUUGCUUCGCCAUAGAAGGCGCGUGGGAUGUAGAUCCAGUGGAAGUGACAACGGCGAUCGAGGGACAUUCUCUCACUCUACAUGCUGAUUUCACUGAAACACAGACAGAUGGUCUUGCAGAGUGGAUCGUUAAUGAGACGAGGAUAGCAACAAUUAACAAAGCAACUGGUAAAGUUGAAUAUAGUGAUGUGAAGUUGAUGAUGAUGUUUAGUGGCAGACUUCAUUUGGAUCAAACUGGAUCUCUCACCAUCUGGAACAUGAGAAUCAAACACUCUGGUGAAUACACAGUCGAGAGUAUCAGCAGUGUUGGGACUAAAUCCAAGAAAUUUCAAGUUAUUGUGAAAGAAUCUCCACUCAAGUCUGUUGAAGAUAAUGAAGAAAUCAAGGCACUAUUAGCUACAGAGGGAAACUCUGAGACUCUCCACACUGACACUGAACUGCAGACACGAGAUCUCAUACUGUGGAGAUAUGGAGCUGAAGGAUCUCUUAUCGCUAAAGGCGAUAGAGAAGACGAUCAUGCAUCACACUAUGAUUUGGACGAUGGGAGAUUCAGAAACAGACUGAAGAUGGACAACACUGGAUCUCUGAUCAUCAGUGACAUUGAAACUGUACAUGCUGGAGAAUAUAGACUAAAGAUUGUUAAUGACAGAGGGAUUUUAUUCAAGAGAUUCACUGUUACUGUCUCUGUGCCAGGUCUUCCUCCAGGAGCGGUGGCUGGGAUAUGUGUUGUUCUGAUGCUGGCGGCUGCGGCUGCGGCGACUGGUGUCGGGAUUUACUGGCGACACAGAGACUCUGAACUCAAAAAACUCAUACCGGGGAUCUCCAAACAACUACAGCAACUGCCGAAGAUAUCCAAACAGCUGGAGGAGUUGUCGAAGCUCUCCAAACGCUUGUCCAACAUCGAUGAGAAAGAACUGGAACAUGAAGCGAAGGGCUGUGAAAAUGAAAUAACAAAGAUCUCGGAAAAGCUAAAGAAAAUGUCCGAUGACUGUAAAAGAGAAAUACCGGUGAUCUCCAAACAACUACAGCAACUGCAUGAAGAGAAGAUCCCAGAGCGACUGUCCGAGAUCUCUGAAAACAUAAAGAAAGUGUUUGAAAGCAAGAAACCUGGAAAUCCAGAGCGACUGCGCACUGAUGUCCCAAAGAUGGAGGAAGGUGAAGGGGAACGGCUCAUACAUGUUGAGGAGACAGCCUUAAGUCUAGCUAUGGGUGAUAACAAGACAUCCAUAGACCGACAGGGCAGGAGGACCAUUGCAAUCCGUAACCCCAGUACUGAACAAGCUGGAGAUCAUGGCACUGAUGUCCCAAAGAUGGAGGAAGGUGAAGGGGAACGGCUCAUACAUGUUGAGGAGACUGUCUUAAGUCUAGCUAUGGGUGAUAACAAGACAUCCAUAGACCGACAGGGCAGGAGGACCAUUGCAAUCCGUAACCCCAGUACUGAACCUGCUGGAGAUCAUGGCACUGAUGUCCCAAAGAUGGAGGAAGGUGAAGGGGAACGGCUCAUACAUGUUGAGGAGACUGUCUUAAGUCUAGCUAUGGGUGAUAACAAGACAUCCAUAGACCGACAGGGCAGGAGGACCAUUGCAAUCCGUAACCCCAGUACUGAACCUGCUGGAGAUCAUGGCACUGAUGUCCCAAAGAUGGAGGAAGGUGAAGGGGAACGGCUCAUACAUGUUGAGGAGACUGUCUUAAGUCUAGCUAUGGGUGAUAACAAGACAUCCAUAGACCGACAGGGCAGGAGGACCAUUGCAAUCCGUAACCCCAGUACUGAACCUGCUGGAGAUCAUGGCACUGAUGUCCCAAAGAUGGAGGAAGGUGAAGGGGAACGGCUCAUACAUGUUGAGGAGACUGUCUUAAGUCUAGCUAUGGGUGAUAACAAGACAUCCAUAGACCGACAGGGCAGGAGGACCAUUGCAAUCCGUAACCCCAGUACUGAACCUGCUGGAGAUCAUGGCACUGAUGUCCCAAAGAUGGAGGAAGGUGAAGGGGAACGGCUCAUACAUGUUGAGGAGACUGUCUUAAGUCUAGCUAUGGGUGAUAACAAGACAUCCAUAGACCGACAGGGCAGGAGGACCAUUGCAAUCCGUAACCCCAGUACUGAACCUGCUGGAGAUCAUGGCACUGAUGUCCCAAAGAUGGAGGAAGGUGAAGGGGAACGGCUCAUACAUGUUGAGGAGACUGCCUUAAGUCUAGCUAUGGGUGAUAACAAGACAUCCAUAGACCCACAGGGCAGGAGGACCAUUGCAAUCCGUAACCCCAGUACUGAACCUGCUGGAGAUCAUGGCACUGAUGUCCCAAAGAUGGAGGAAGGUGAAGGGGAACGGCUCAUACAUGUUGAGGAGACUGCCUUAAGUCUAGCUAUGGGUGAUAACAAGACAUCCAUAGACCGACAGGGCAGGAGGACCAUUGCACUCCGUAACCCCAGUACUGAACAAGCUGGAGAUCAUGGCACUGAUGUCCCAAAGAUGGAGGAAGGUGAAGGGGAACGGCUCAUACAUGUUGAGGAGACUGCCUUAAGUCUAGCUAUGGGUGAUAACAAGACAUCCAUAGACCCACAGGGCAGGAGGACCAUUGCAAUCCGUAACCCCAGUACUAAACCUGCUGGAGAUCAUGGCACUGAUGUCCCAAAGAUGGAGGAAGGUGAAGGGGAACGGCUCAUACAUGUUGAGGAGACUGUCUUAAGUCUAGCGAUGGGUGAUAACAAGACAUCCAUAGACCGACAGGGCAGGAGGACCAUUGCAAUCCGUAACCCCAGUACUGAACAAGCUGGAGAUCAUGAAUCAUCAGGAAGAGAAACACCUUCUAUUGGCCAAAUAGAUGAUGAUGAUGAUGGAGGAGAGAAUUAGCAGUAGAAGAAGAGUUUAGUUUAAUGAGAUAAGACACGCCUACCAGUGUCAAUCACUGUGACAUCAUCAACAUUUCAGCUCAGUCUUUUAUAAGCUUCUAGAAACAUCUGAUGAAAGUGAGAACGAGUUUUUUGAGUAGUGUGUGAAAAUCUUCAUGGGUUUAGAUGAACUGGGAAAUGUGCUGAUGGAAACACUGCCAUAUAUAAUUGUGCUAAUGCUUCACUACAAGUGUUACUCUUAACAUAAUACUAAUAUGACUCUCAAACCUUUGAUCACAUAUAUUUUUAAAGAUGUGUUUUACCACAGCAGUAAAACCAUUCUAUGUGCUGUUUUAUUUAAUUAACACUAGUACAAGUUUUUUUUUUAGUUUUGUUUUUUGGUCAAGUAAAACCAAGUAGCAAAGUACACACUGCACUAGUUUAAAGGCAAAACAACCUACGAGUGUCUGCCUUGAAGAGUCAUUAAAGGGAUAGUUCACCCAAAAAUGUAAAUCCUGUAUUUACUUACUUCAUCUACUUUUUCCAAUAGUUUUGUUUGUUCCUACUAUGAAAGUCAAUGAAUACUGUCAACUGUCUGGUCACCAACAUUCUUCAAAAUAUCUCCCUUUGUGU